Molecule: messenger RNA, 1838 nt
Organism: Paramacrobiotus metropolitanus
Lineage: Eukaryota; Metazoa; Tardigrada; Eutardigrada; Parachela; Macrobiotidae
Exons: 2
Coding region: 322-1650 (442 amino acids)
Source: RefSeq, a predicted model, not a curated record
GUGGAAGUAAACAUUCCGCGGGGCAGUUCACAGCAGCUGACUAAUGCUGGCUUCUUAUCACACAUUAUUUUUCAACUUUAAGGUCUAAGGAAGUUUAUCGCUUCGUAGUGUCAAAUAGUCAACCAGAAUAACCUCUUACCAGAGUUGAUAUCGGAUAUAUUCACAAGCAGUAUCGGAUGAAUAGUGGACAGUUGUGUGAAGGUUGAUUUGUGUUAUCGUGAUGCUCUACAACACCAAUCAGCAUACACUGAUUGGGACUGUCAGGUUCUUGUCUAGAACCAGUAGACAGUUCUCUUGGACAUCGUUGAACACGUGUUGGCAAUGCUUUUAUAUCUUCCUUUUCAGCUGAUAUUUUCCUAUCUACUGUGCAUAGUGGUUAUCGAUGGAUUCCGAAUCACCGGGAUUAAUUUGACGGAGGAAUUUCGUGGCCUUGACUUCCAUGCGAUUCUGCUGACGCUCAACUCCAGUGCCGUACUUUCGUGUGGUGGAUAUGGUGGAAAUGCUACCUGGACGAAUCCGUCCUUGGCUCAAUUCUCUGAGGGAUCUCGGCCUGUGGAUCUGCGGACACGGGUGGAUGGAAAUGGGACACUUAAGCUGUCUUCCAUAACCAGGGAGGAUGGAGGCUUUUACUGGUGCAGUCGCGCUGACAACACUACCGCCUCUUCCGUCUGGCACGUAAUGAUCGACCCAUGGUUCCGUCACAAUGUGGAAAUGGAAAGCAUCACCUACGGAUGGUUCGCGGGACUGGGCACGCUUUUGAUCGGUAUCACUGUGGGCAUGAUGAAGGUCGUGGUGCGCCUGUGUUGUCCGCAGUGUCACGCACGGGACAGUGCCGCUGCCCGUGUCCAGCAGGUCCGGCAGCUGAUUGUCAAUCUUGAAGAAUAUCGACAUGACCAAGCCACGCGCAUGCGCGAUAACUACAACUCCCAGGUGAACAAACUGAAAGAAAGCUGUGCUCAGCAGAUGGAAAGUCUUCGCGAUCACUACGGGACCAAAAUAGCACGUUUCCGCAACUAUCGCCUCCCGCUGGGCAACUUCCGCGAACAGUACUGGCAGCAGUGCAGCCGGAUACGCGAUUACAGUUCGGUACAGAUGGAACGACUGCAGGACAACUACGCCAAGAAUCUGGGACGAUUACGCACGUACAGUGUGGUGCAGUUGGAACGCUUUCGUGAGCAGUACAAAAUCCAACACAAGCAUAUGGUGAAAAUUCUGGAAGCCAUGAAUUUUAACAUGGAAACAUGUCGCAGCGGGGAGAUGACGCCGGGGGAUUCUAUGGCUUUGAAUAUAGAACUGAGUCUGGCCAAUAUGCCCAUGGAGUCGUCGGUGGGACGGGGUCGGUCGGCUUCGUCGGACAGUAUAACCAUUGAGCAGGGUGAGACGGAGUUUAUUGUACAAGUUGGUAUGGAAGUGCCCUUACGCUUCGAAAUGCAGUCGUCCUCCCUGAUGGAUGCUUCCAGUCUGAAUUAUGCUACUCCGCCGACGGGGAGCUUCUUUGAUCAAGAGGAAGGUGCACCACCGGUGUUGAGUGAGAAUAAAGUAUUAGAAGGGACGGAAAAUAGUGCAGAAGGGCUCGAAACUGGAUUGGGUCAAGGAAAUGAAAAUGGAAGUGGUGAUAAAGCGCUGACAUAUUUUGAAUCGCCUGUCUAAACUAUUUUUCUUUUUUUUUGUUCUUAUUCGGUUUUACUGGUGUGAACUCUGAAUUGACGUUUCAAACAGUUUGGCAUCUCUCUGAAAUUUUACUCAGAAAUUAUGUAGUAGGUAGUUUUAUUCAGAUUACUUUGUGAAAAUGUUUUCGCGUAGUAAGAAAAAGAUCAAUAAUACGUCCGGCCUCAUAG